AUGGCAGAUAUUAUUGCAAAAAACAAACGUACCACAACAAAACGUUCAUUAACUCAUUUCAAAAAUUAUUUUGAAGCCCUAAAGGCACAAGAUGACUUAGAAAUUAAUAUUAUUGAGUUGGAAACUCGCCUAGAAAAUGCUUUGAAGUUUCUUGACGAUUUUAAUACUGCCCAAUCAGAAAUCGAAUCGGAAGAUGGUGAUUAUGACACCAAUAUUAAUACUGUUCAUGAAAAAGAGCGCUUAGAUUUUGAAAAGGCAUAUUAUAAUUUAACAUCGGAAGUUAAGAAAUUUAUUUUUGAUAAAUCUGCAGCUUCCGCAGAUGCAGAUAGAUCUAGCGCUCAUACGAAUAAUAGCAACAACAGUAAUAGAUCAGGGACCCUAUGUUUGAGUUCAUUCGACUCAAUAUCGCAUGCGAUUUUUGUAAUUUAUCGAAGGAUAGACCAAAAUUGA
Molecule: messenger RNA, 450 nt
Organism: Ceutorhynchus assimilis (cabbage seed weevil)
Lineage: Eukaryota; Metazoa; Arthropoda; Insecta; Coleoptera; Curculionidae
Source: the annotation of a GenBank genome assembly